CUUAGUACACUCUUCAGCACAUCAGGAGAAACGCAAAUGCUACGUAGCCAUGUGCCAAGCCUACGUACUGAUAGUAUAUCCAUUUAUCCCCGGGAUAACUUUAAAUUUUACGGUACAUAUUAACCCACCGGAUCCGCUUCCGCUAACUUGGUCCGAGAACUUCUUUUCAACCAGUAGAUCGGAAUCAUGAGAAUGAGUUUGAUGGAUCAAUGCACUGACCACAUGAAAAACGUCGAAUCGUUCCUGGUUAGAGGAGCUGGACUGCGAUGGUUUAUUCAGCUCGGUUUCGUGGCGUGAUGAAACUCUGGCCACCGGCGUUGGUUAGUUAUUCGAGAGUUCUUUCAGAUUUCUCACGAUGACUGUCGGGAAUAUAUGUAUAAGUUUUUUCCUCCCUUCAGGACGACUACAACAACCCCAGAUACAACAUGCAGCCUGUUCCCGCAGGUUAUCCUAUAGAAAGGCUGUCUGGACCUUUGAUCGUCGCCUAUCUCUUGCACUGGGGACUUUUCGGGACCCUUUCUGUGCAGCUCUAUCUGUACUAUCUGGCAUUUCCGAAAGACAGACAAUUUACAAAAUACCUUGUCUAUGGAAUCUACAUUGUCGAGUUUGUUCAGACGAUGCUCGUCACUCACGACGCCUUUGCAAUGUUCGGUUACGGCUUCGGUGAUAUCGAGGCCCUCACUGAUAUGCAUUUUGAUUGGCUCACUGUCCCCAUCAUGAGCGCUGCAGUCGCUUGCGUCGGACAGGUUUUCUACGCGUACCGAAUCUUCGUAUUGUCAAAGUCUCAAAUUGUCCCGAUAUUUGUCACCUGUGUAUCGUUGACCAGUUCCGUGGCAGCUAUAAUCACAGGCGUCUACUCUUUCGAAGCAGGCAACGUUACGAAACUCAAUAAUCGGAAGACGUCUAUUGCCGUCGGGAUUUGGUGCGGAGCCUCCGCCUUAUGCGACAUUGUUAUCGCUAUCUGUAUGACUUACUACCUUAUGCGCAGCGACACUGGUUUCCGUCGUACCCGGAUGCUUGUCACGAAGUUGAUUCGUCUUACCAUUGAAACGGGAACUGUGACAGCCGUGGUGGCUCUGCUCAACCUUAUCCUCUUUUUUGCCUUCCCUCAUCAGACUUUCUACGGGACCCCGGCCCUGAUCAUGCCCAAGCUGUAUGCUAACACUGUUUACAUGGUACUGAACUCGCGCAUCCGGAUUUUGGGUGGACGGGAUACCUAUACGUCUUCAAUGGACAUGAGCAUCACGACCACCAUGAUACGGGACACCAAUUCCCAAUCAACACAAGGCACGCGGAGAAUGGAUGGGAGACAAGGGGCACCAGUGGUUGCUAUAACUAAAGAGGUAUUCAACGAUGAUUAUGAGAUGAGGCGAAUGAAUGAUAAAUCACAGGACAAAAGCGUGGGCUACCCUGAUCAUAACUGUUGAACUACAACCUUUGAGCCGACAUCAUAUGCGGGAACCCGCCAUAAUUUAUUUAGCUUGUCUUGUUGUAAAAAUCAUCGAUACCAAGUUUAUAACCAAACUUACUAAAGUGUCCCACUCGGGAAGAUGGACAUUUGCGACGAACCUGAAUAUAAGCAUAA
This is a messenger RNA of Desarmillaria tabescens, 1585 nucleotides long. RefSeq lists its product as uncharacterized. The transcript is spliced from 11 exons. Lineage: Eukaryota; Fungi; Basidiomycota; Agaricomycetes; Agaricales; Physalacriaceae. The record is from RefSeq and is a predicted model, not a curated record. The coding region runs from base 426 to 1427 and encodes 333 amino acids.